UGCUGAAAACCAUUUUGCCACAGUUGAAGAACGCUCAACAGGCGCAAGAAAAUACGUCCAAAGACUAUAAUAACGCAUUACCAAUCCAAAGAACAAACAGAUAUGAGGCCGAAUCUAAUGAAUAUUUGCUCAGAAUGAAUGCAGUUGCGCCACACGAAUCUCGAGGAUCUUUAAGUUCGGAAUGCGAGCCAUCGGUAAAAGAGGAAAGCACAAAACGUUACGUUUAUACCGGUCCACCUGCGAUCAGUCUGGGCAGUUGGUCGGAAAGACCCAGUGUCAACGUCCAAAUCAAAACGGACACUGAUUACACGUUGGGAAGAAGCAAUACGACUAAUGACAGUAAAACCAUUGUUAAUAUUAAUAGCAUAAAAAAUGAAAAAGAUAUUACGAACUAUACCUAUAGCAGCACUGGUAAGAAUAACGUCACUAAGCACAAAUUCAACAUUGAUUCUUUGACAAAUGAAAAUCCCGAUGAAUUAAUCGCAAAAAAAUUAAUGGCACAUAUGACAGCGUCGAAUUUCAAAUUAUCAAAUCGAGUUAACACGGCAUCCAGUUUGACGAAAAACAAAGAUAGACCCGUCGUGAUGGGGGUCGAGCUGAAGAAAACUUCUGUUAAAACGAAAGAAAUACUAAAAAGCGAAGAUGAGAACGAAGUCGACACUACAUCGAUGAAUUUCAAAGAAUUAACAAAGACAUUCGGCCAGUAUGGAAAUUUUAAGCAGAAACCUAAACGCUCAAAUAUUAAUAAAUCUUCAGAGGAUUAUCGCAAUGUGCAGCAUAGCGAGAUAGAUAGAAUCACAAACUCGAACGUUAAAGAAAACGGUUAUGCCUGGUUUACAAAGGUAACCAACCAAAACAACUUCUCAUUUAAAAAUCAGCCCGAGACGCAAGGCAUACAACCAAACCCACGGCUAAAAAAAUUCACAUCUGUCAUAGGCGUAAAUGAGACGAGCCAGAAUCUUGGAUUACAAAGUGAAAUGUCCCUCAGGUGUAACAUCAACAAUGCUAUAAAAAUUAAUCCACCGAUGCCGGUUGUAAAAGGAUUCAAGAUACACACUACUGCUGAUUCUAAGAUAAAUAAUAAUCAAAUGAGUCACAACGGACUAUCGAUGGUUGAUAGCUUUAACAAGAAUGUACAGUUUUCUAAACCUCAAACAAUGCCGGUGAUAACAGGGGUGAUGCUGAAGAACGCCAACGUGGGACCCAAAACAAUAUCGGUCCAAUUAGAUCCUAGGGAUAUGCUAUUGGAGUCUAUUCGGAACUUCGGCGGACAUAAAAAAUUAAAAAAUACUACAGAGAGAUACUAAUUGCGUGUAGCCACUCAUAGAGCAAUCUGAGCUAAAAUUUUUUGCAGCGAUGCUUCAAGAUUGACAAGUUUUUUUCUAUUUCUUCCGUCAUAUUUAGUUCUAUAUCAUUUGUUUUUGUUUUUAUAUUAUUAAAAAUAUAAGAAUUAUAUUUCAAAAAUCUUUUUGUUUAAAAAAAUCUAAUGCAAAUAGGUUUGAGAAAAAAUUUGUUUAACCUUAGAAUAUUAAAAGACUUUUUGGGAUAUGUGUUAAGAAAUUCGGUUCGUACACGGAAAAAUGAUAUGGUUUGCCAUAGCUAAAUAAAUAAUAACAUUUGGCG
Messenger RNA from Temnothorax curvispinosus, 1623 nucleotides. RefSeq lists its product as uncharacterized. NCBI's taxonomy places the organism in Eukaryota, Metazoa, Arthropoda, Insecta, Hymenoptera, Formicidae. Bases 135 to 1307 code for a protein of 390 amino acids. Gene Ontology annotation, molecular function: actin binding. The transcript has 3 exons. The record is from RefSeq and is a predicted model, not a curated record.